UGGCGGUCGACACGAUCACGUGGUGCAACCAGAUGCAACAUGAUACCGAUCUUCCUGUCAAAAUAUUAAUUAUUUAUAUCAACUAGUUUAUAUUAACUCCUCGUCUGCAAUUUUGACGGUACAGUUUUGAAAAUACUGAGUGAAAAGGAGAUAAGGACUCUGAAUAGACUGUAAUUAUAUAUUAUAAACAAAUGGGCGUAUUGCACGAAACUCUGAUAAAUGUGAGGUUAAUGCACACUUGCAGUGUGCUGUUGAGAAGGAAUUUAAAAACUGUAAAAGGUAAAUCACACAGUUCGCAGCUAUGGCUGGAGAGACAAAUGCGUGAUCCCUAUGUGGAGCUCGCAAAGCAAGAGAACUAUCGCUGUAGAAGUGCCUUUAAAUUGUUGGAGGUUAAUGAGAAGUUUCGCAUUUUUACUCCGGGACAGGUUGUCGUGGACUGCGGAGCGGCGCCAGGUAGCUGGACGCAGGUAGCUGUAAAGUUAACCAAUGCCGACGGUAAAGAUCCCGAUGUACCUAUUGGAAGUGUUAUAGCUAUUGAUAAACUCCCAAUGCACCCGAUCGAAGGAGCUCGCAUCUUGGGGGGCUGCGAUUUCAUGGCCAAAGAAUCCCAGGAUAAGUUACAUGCCGUGUUGGGCGAUAAACCGGUCAAUUUGGUAUUGUCGGACAUGGCACCGAACGCUACGGGAGUCAAAGAGCUCGACCACGAUGGUAUCACCAGCCUAGCAUAUGCGGCUUUAAAGUUUGCUCUAGAAAUGUCACAUCCAGAUGCCACAUUUUUGGUCAAACUGUGGGACGGUGGUCAGUCUCAGCAGCUGGAGAACGACAUCUCCAGGUUCUACAACAAUAUCCGAGUGAUUAGGCCCAUGGCAACGAGAAGCGAAUCGUCUGAGAAAUUUAUCUUAGCCCGGGGAUUCAAGGGACUGAAAACCUAAGCUUCUAUACCUAAUUACGAGUACGUCAAGCUGUUUUGUAAAUAAAAUGUAGAAACAAUACACUAAUACACAGACUUUCAUCGUCUUACCUGGAGGAAGUGAUCGCCCAGUGAGAAAGAUAUCUGUGCCCAAGAUUUCAGAUUUAUUUAAUACUUCAAGUGUGACAAUAGGUAAUAUAACACCAUUUGGCAAGCCUCGGUGCAGUGUAUCGAUAUCGAAUCCAUGCUUCUUCCGUGACAAAGGUAUCGAAUCUGGAAAGGGAUUAAAAUAAGAGGCACGAUGCUUCGUCUAUCAAUAUCGUUAUAUAUAUAUAUCUUCACGUAAUUUCGUCGAAUCACGACCGAUCGAGCGAUCAUGCGAAACACAAACAUACGCAAUAUACAUCGACAUGUUCAGCUAUAAAUAAUACAUAGGAUUUAAUACAGUUACAAUUAAUACAGAUCGUCGUUACGGUGAGUGUUAACGUCAUAUCUCGCUCAAUGCGUCCUAUAUACAAUCCUCCGAUAAAGUCAUUAUGUACACGAACGGGAUAUGUAUACUAUAUUCAUAUGUAUAUACGUUAUACACGGUGUAGACAUUUAAUACGAGACAUACAAUAGACAGUUACCGGCCGCUGUAUCAAA
This is a messenger RNA of Orussus abietinus, 1555 nucleotides long. It is a transcript of the gene Mrm2, whose product is annotated as rRNA methyltransferase 2, mitochondrial. NCBI's taxonomy places the organism in Eukaryota, Metazoa, Arthropoda, Insecta, Hymenoptera, Orussidae. Gene Ontology annotation, biological process: RNA methylation. Gene Ontology annotation, cellular component: mitochondrion. The transcript has 2 exons. The record is from RefSeq and is a predicted model, not a curated record. Gene Ontology annotation, molecular function: rRNA (uridine-2'-O-ribose)-methyltransferase activity. Bases 192 to 932 code for a protein of 246 amino acids.